Aureobasidium melanogenum CBS 110374 is the source of this 1293-nucleotide messenger RNA. Its product is annotated as Aldo/keto reductase. Gene Ontology annotation, molecular function: D-arabinose 1-dehydrogenase [NAD(P)+] activity. The record is from RefSeq and is a predicted model, not a curated record. The coding region runs from base 1 to 1293 and encodes 430 amino acids. Gene Ontology annotation, biological process: dehydro-D-arabinono-1,4-lactone biosynthetic process. The transcript has a single exon. Gene Ontology annotation, cellular component: cytosol. Lineage: Eukaryota; Fungi; Ascomycota; Dothideomycetes; Dothideales; Saccotheciaceae.
AUGGCCUCAGCAAUGGUCAAGGGCAAGCCUGCCCAGCAACUGUCUUCAAUUCUUCCACCCCUCGUCUUUGGUUGCGCCGUCUUCAACUCACAAUACAAUGACGUGAACAAGCUAGACACAGUCGGCUUGGUCCAAGAGGCACUUGAAUUUGGUAUCAGAGCAUUCGAUACCAGUCCAUACUACGGACCCAGUGAGGAGUUACUGGGUGCCGCUCUCGACACAGAAUUCGUACGCGCACACGUGCCGCGUUCCGAUCUUUUCUACAUCACCAAGUGCGGCCGCAUCGCUGGAGAUGAGUUCGAUUACUCCCCCGAGUGGGUUCGCCAAAGUGUCGCUCGCAGUUUGCAAAGACUGCGUACCGAUUACCUCGAUAUCGUUUACUGCCACGAUGUUGAGUUCGUCAGCGAGGAUGAAGUCAUGGGAGCUAUAAAAGAGUUGCGCCGCAUUCGCGACGAGGAAGGCACAUUACGCUACGUUGGUAUUUCCGGCUACCCAGUCCCUCUGCUUUGCUCGCUCGCUGAGCGUGUUCUGCGCGAGACUGGCGAGCCUCUCGAUGCUGUCAUGUCAUACGCAAAUUUCACACUGCAAAACACCACACUCGCAACAAAUGGCAUUGCACGUCUGCGUGCCGCUGGCGUUGAUGUUGUUCCAAACGCAUCACCACUCGGUAUGGGUCUAUUGCGUCGUGCAGGCCCUCCUGUGGCUGGUCAAGGCGACUGGCAUCCUGCUGGUCCUGGCGUGAGAGCAGCCAUUCGUCGUGCAAGCGACUUCUGUGACCGCCACGGAGAGCGCCUUGAGGUCAUUGCUAUUCGUUUCGCACUUGAAUCAUGGUUGACUCAAGGUGCCAGCGUUGGGUCUCGAGGUGAUCCUGCAUCUGGUGUUCCAUGGACGCGCGAGUCAAACGAGCAGGUUGGAGGCCAGAAGCUCGGUGUCAGCGUCAUGGGUGUCAGUAAUGCCGGCGAGCUUGAGAAGACAAUGUCAGUCUGGCGUAGUAUUCUUGAUGGUCUUGAGGGUGGUGAAGAGACCGUCAAGCUCGCUGGUCGUUGGAAGAGAGAUCACGAAUGGAGUUUGAACCGCAAGCAUGCUGUCCAGAUUAUGGCCGAUGGAAUUCAGGAGCAUCUGGCAGAGUACCUGGAUUUCGCUUGGGACAGCCCCGGCAAAGACUAUGUUAACAAGAGAGCAACCAAAACCCUAUCACCACCCCAGGCUGAGGACGCCCCAUGGAUGACUCCUGCUCAGAGUCCUCAACCCGAGCAAGAACUUCCCGAGGAGAUCAGCAUCGCAAUCAGAUGA